This is a messenger RNA of Chanos chanos (milkfish), 1134 nucleotides long. It is a transcript of the gene mstnb, whose product is annotated as myostatin b. The record is from RefSeq and is a predicted model, not a curated record. Bases 10 to 1134 code for a protein of 374 amino acids. The transcript has 3 exons. Gene Ontology annotation, molecular function: growth factor activity; cytokine activity. Lineage: Eukaryota; Metazoa; Chordata; Actinopteri; Gonorynchiformes; Chanidae. Gene Ontology annotation, cellular component: extracellular region.
CCUUAGAACAUGCAUUUAGCGCAGGUUUUAAUUUCCCUGAGUUUUGUACUUGCAUUUGGUCAAGUUGGUCGGGGUGACAUUACGGCACAUCAGCCUUCAACACCAACAGAGGAGAAUGAACAGUGUUCAACAUGUGAGUUUAGACAACAGAGCAAGCUAAUGAGACUACAAGCAAUCAAGUCUCAAAUCCUUAGCAAACUUCGACUAAAGGAAGCCCCCAACAUAAGCCGAGACGUUGUUAAGCAACUAUUGCCUAAGGCACCUCCAUUACAACAACUUCUUGACCAGUACGAUGUCCUUGGAGAUGACAACAAGGAUGGGAUUAUGGAAGAUGAUGAUGAACAUGCCACCGCAGAGACCAUCAUGACCAUGGCUACCGAGCCCGAUCCCGUCGUUCAAGUAGAUCGAAAACCCAAGUGUUGCUUUUUCUCCUUCAGUCCGAAGAUCCAACCGAACCGCAUAAUGAAGGCGCAGCUUUGGGUACACUUGAGACCAGCGGAGGAGGCGACCACCGUGUUCUUACAGAUAUCGCGUCUGAUGCCUGUGACAGAGGGAAGCAGACACGUACGAAUACGAUCUCUGAAAAUUGACGUAAACGCAGGGGUCAGAUCUUGGCAAAGUAUUGACGUGAAACAGGUGCUUACUGUAUGGCUGAAGCAGCCGGAGACGAACUGGGGAAUCGAGAUAAACGCGUACGAUUCGAAGGGAAAUGAUUUGGCCGUCACGACGGUGGAAGCGGGAGAGGAAGGGCUGCUGCCUUUUAUGGAGGUGAAAAUCUCAGAGGGUCCAAAACGAGCGAGGAGAGACUCUGGAUUAGACUGCGACGAGAACUCGCCGGAAUCGCGCUGCUGUCGUUACCCUCUCACUGUAGAUUUUGAGGACUUUGGCUGGGACUGGAUUAUUGCCCCAAAGCGUUACAAGGCCAAUUAUUGCUCUGGGGAGUGUGAGUACAUGCACCUGCAGAAAUAUCCCCACACCCAUCUGGUGCACAAAGCCAACCCACGAGGCACCGUGGGACCCUGCUGCACUCCGACCAAGCUGUCGCCCAUCAACAUGCUUUACUUUAAUCGAAAAGAGCAGAUCAUCUAUGGUAAGCUGCCUUCCAUGGUAGUGGACAGCUGCGGCUGCUCGUGA